AUGGCUCUGGGAAAACACCCUUCUCUACAAGCAGAGUUAAGCAGCUGGUGUAAGGAUGCGGGCAUUCACGAGACGCAUGCUGUGAUGUUGUUCAAUGUACCUGCAGACACAGAAGUAGCGGUUAUUGAAGAUGUAAUGCAAGGUGUAAAAGUCCUUGGAAAAAUUCAUGUAAGAGACACAAGGGAAGGACCUACCUCACAUACUAUGCUGGUGUUGUGCGAGUGCAAACAAGUUGUUGACGCCACACGCAUACCCCCUGAAGUGACUCCUGAUGAAACAGGUGGGCCCUGGACAGUCGUAGUAGUCCCUGCAAAAGAAACCUUACCUGACGCUCCAUCUGAAGGAUUUACUGAAAAGCUUACCAAGUUCCUGAUGGGAGAAGGAAAGUCAUUAGCAGAUAUACACGCUCUCUUUACUCCACGCAGCUCAGCCGAUGGGUCUCCUGAAUCCAUAAUACGCGCAGUGGGGGAGAUCUUGGAAAAGACUGCAAAGCCCUCUGGAGACAGCAGUGCGUACAGACGAUUACAUACCUUCUCUGCCAUAAUGCCAACACCCAUGGGAGAAGAAAAUAUGGAGAACUGGAUGGAACAAGCCCGUUUAAUGAUAACAGAGUGUGAGUGCUCCGAAAAAGAAAAACGACGCAGAGUUAUUGAAAGUGUCAAAGGGCCGGCAUUGGAAAUAAUAAGAGCUGUUCGUUUCUCCAAUCCUGAGGCAAGUGCAUUGCAGUAUUUGGAGGCAUUAGAGAGUACCUUUGGAUCAUCAGAGUCUGGGGUGGACUUGUACUUCAAGUUUCGUUUGAUGCGUCAAACUCCGGGUGAGGCUCUAUCUGAGUUCCUAAGACGGAUUGAUAAAGCCCUUAACAAAGUAGGGAACGUGAUGGAUUGUCUCCCAGACUGGUGA
This is a messenger RNA of Sinocyclocheilus anshuiensis, 900 nucleotides long. RefSeq names its product paraneoplastic antigen Ma1 homolog. The record is from RefSeq and is a predicted model, not a curated record. The coding region runs from base 1 to 900 and encodes 299 amino acids. Lineage: Eukaryota; Metazoa; Chordata; Actinopteri; Cypriniformes; Cyprinidae. The transcript has a single exon.